Molecule: messenger RNA, 367 nt
Organism: Drosophila gunungcola (fruit fly)
Lineage: Eukaryota; Metazoa; Arthropoda; Insecta; Diptera; Drosophilidae
Product: drosomycin
Exons: 1
Coding region: 64-276 (70 amino acids)
Biological process (GO): defense response
Source: RefSeq, a predicted model, not a curated record
GCGCUCCAAGCCAUAAGUCGCUGAUAUUUCAACAAAAAAACAUUCCCCGAGAACUGUGCCAAGAUGAUGCAGAUCAAGUACUUGUUCGCCCUCUUCGCCGUCCUGAUGCUGGUGGUCCUGGGAUCCCAGCAAGCCGAUGCCGACUGUCUGUCCGGAAAAUAUAGGGGUCCCUGUGCCGUCUGGGACAAUGAGACCUGCCGUCGAGUGUGCAGGGAGGAAGGACGAGGCACUGGACACUGCAGCCCCAGCCUCAAGUGCUGGUGCGAAGGAUGUUAAGUCCUCAGUAAUAUUCUAUAAAAUCCCUUCAGCAACACAAUAUUAUACCCUGCAAUUAUGAACGCCUAAUAAAAAACCCAGUGUACAUUAA